Molecule: messenger RNA, 438 nt
Organism: Closterium sp. Naga37s-1
Lineage: Eukaryota; Viridiplantae; Streptophyta; Zygnematophyceae; Desmidiales; Closteriaceae
Source: the annotation of a GenBank genome assembly
AUGGGGAAUGGAAGACAUAUUUCAACCGCCACGACCCUUGGAGAGUGGGAUGCAGUUAAGGGGAACCGCUGGAAUCGAAGGAAAGCGGCGCGCAAGGUGCAGGUAUACGAGCUGGGGGAGCUGAAGGACGCGGGGCUGGAUGCGCCGGACGAAGCGGUGGUGGAGCUGGCAGACAUCGCGCUGGACUGCCUCAAGAUGCCCGCCUCGCGCCGCCCGUCCAUGAAGGACGUCGCCCGCCGCCUCCAGAACCUCCUUUCGCUCUACUGCAGUGACGCCGACAUCUCCUCCCUUGCAGAGCCCAGCCUUCGCAUGGUGGGAACUCCACGUGGCGAAAGCAUCAGUCGGGACACGUUUGGGAGGAGUCAGUGGUCGGAGGCAACGAGCGGCGCGUCCAAGCUCACCCAUUCGCUGUCGGAGAAGUGGCGGAUGAUUGAGUAG